Molecule: messenger RNA, 843 nt
Organism: Eremothecium sinecaudum
Lineage: Eukaryota; Fungi; Ascomycota; Saccharomycetes; Saccharomycetales; Saccharomycetaceae
Gene: CWC27
Product: putative peptidylprolyl isomerase CWC27
Exons: 1
Coding region: 1-843 (280 amino acids)
Biological process (GO): protein peptidyl-prolyl isomerization
Cellular component (GO): catalytic step 2 spliceosome
Molecular function (GO): peptidyl-prolyl cis-trans isomerase activity
Source: RefSeq, a predicted model, not a curated record
AUGAGUAUAAUGUCUGUUGAACUACCAACUACUGCAAAAUGUGUCAUUAAUACAACUAAAGGAAAACUAGAAAUUGAAUUAUGGGCGAAAGAAUGUCCAGUUACAACUAGGUCAUUUCUUCAGGCUGGAAUAGAUGGUUUAUUGAAUGAAAAAUCGCUAAUAAAACUGUCAGGUAAGACCGUUGAGCUUGAUUAUGGGGAAUUGAAUUGUGAAGAAGAAUUUCAUCAUAAAUUGCGAUUUACGAGACGUGGAUUGGUGGGCAUUAUACCAGAAGACAGUAUGAUAUUCUUCACGCUGGAUGAGAAGCCGGAACUUAAUGAUAAGGCUGUUUUAUUUGGGACUUUAGUUGGUGAAUCCAUUUACAAUUUGGUAGGAAUUUCAGAAGGUGAAUUAGAAGAGGAUAGCAAGACAUUCAUGUAUCCUGCUAAGAUUCAGAGUGUUGAAAUAACAAUACCUUAUUUUAAAGAUUUAAGGCGAAGUAAAAGACGUGCUGAAAAUCCAACCACAUUACAGCCAAUUAAAAAGGAUAGGAAAACUGCUGUAAUCCACUUUUUAGACGAUGAGAUGGAUGAUGAGGAAGUUCCAAUCAAUUUUAAGAUGAAGGCCGCUCACGAUGUGUUACAAGAUGACAAGCUCGUUGAUGGAGUGAGAGAGAUAUCGGAAACCCCUGCAAAACUAAGUUCAGGUAUGGAAACCGAAAGUAACAAAGCAGAAAAUAAAACUGACCAACUGCCGCCCCCUGAUAAUAUAGAUGAACCUGUCACAGAUCGCGAGCGUGACACGUUGGCUUUCCUAGGUAGCUUUCUUUCUAAUCGUAAGGCCAAAAGCCCUGUAUUCAAUUAA